Molecule: messenger RNA, 3168 nt
Organism: Hermetia illucens (black soldier fly)
Lineage: Eukaryota; Metazoa; Arthropoda; Insecta; Diptera; Stratiomyidae
Gene: Rab40
Product: ras-related protein Rab-40B
Exons: 7
Coding region: 1190-1951 (253 amino acids)
Biological process (GO): protein localization to plasma membrane; intracellular signal transduction
Cellular component (GO): plasma membrane; endosome; synaptic vesicle
Molecular function (GO): GTPase activity; GTP binding
Source: RefSeq, a predicted model, not a curated record
CAAAUAACAUCAUUUUGACAUUCCGUUCGACAGAAGACGAUUUUUGCGACUUCAAAAGUUAUCUCUGCAGUUUGCAGUUUUCGCGUUAAAGUUUUCUUGCUGAGUCGGUCGGCAUCUUCCUACUAUACGUACAUAUUGAAUCGAACCGCCAAAUACCUCAAGUUGUGAAAAUUUAUAACGUCCAAUUAGCCCGGUAGCUUUUUGUGUGCCCAGACUAGGAAUUAAUGCGAAUUACGUGCGAAAGGAAAACGCGACGGUCGUGUGACAUCCCCCAAUAAUUCAGGCUCGACAGUGUAAUUGUGGCUCGGCGAAGGCGCACCAAAAUAUAUACACAAGAGUAAUUACGGGAGAGGAGUGAUUUUCCGCCCUUGUGGGAAAAAAUAGUUUUUCGAACGCAAUCGGCUGCCAGCAAAAUUGUUUUGCCAGUUCCCAAGUUUGUGCCGUGUGACGAAUCGUCGUCGUGUUAUUUACAGAAAAGCGCGAAUUACAUUCACGUCUAGCGCAGAAAAUAAUGUGAAAAGACGGGAAUUGCAUUGUUCCUUCGUUUCGAAUUCGGUACAUGUGAACGUCGUCAUAACCGCAGUUCCCCCGAGCGGCAGAAAAUGAUUGCAAACUUUCUGGUAAACAAAUCGCAAAUCAAUUUCGAUUUUGCUGAAUAAAUUAUAACGAGCGGUGUGUCUGGUCCAGACGGGCGUAAUCUGUUUUUGUCACCGAUUCGCAGAGCGGAAAGCUUACAACUGGCAAAUAUUCCACCUGGCUCUCGGGGCUCGAAAAUUCAGACGACCAACCAUCAAUUCAUAUUCCUGAACUGGCUGGAACCCGGGGAAACCAUAUUAGUUACUUGCAAUCAAGAACUCUGAAGAGUAAUGUGGAAAAACAAUGUCGAUGUGAACUUGCGUAAACACGUACAAUAAGAAUGCGUUUGAAUACCACGUACCUGAUGAAAUUGCUGAUUUAGUGACGAAUGACCGACCAUCAGAAAGUAAAACGAUGUAGAAAAUUGCUCCGACAAUUAGUCCAUGAACUGUGUGUUAUGUUCUAGUUGUUUAUUCAACUCAUAAUUGUGUUGCAAGUAGCAAAAAAUGAGUGCAAGAAUACUGAAUGAGUUGAAAACUGGGAAACCUUGAGAAAAGUCGUCUGCUUCUUACAUCAUUUUCGUGACACAAAAUACUACGAAAACAAUCAGAGAAUGGCUAAGGACUAUGAUUAUCUCUUGAAAGUACUUUUAGUCGGUGACAGUGACGUUGGAAAACAUGAAAUUCUCUCUGGCCUAGAGGACGGGUCAUCUGAAAGUCCAUUUUGCAGCGGCAGUGCAUAUAAAACAACCACGAUACUGUUGGACGGUAAACGUGUUAAGCUGCAGCUGUGGGACACAUCGGGACAGGGGAGAUUCUGCACGAUAAUACGUUCAUAUUCACGUGGUGCCCAAGGAAUUAUACUUGUAUACGACAUAACAAACAAAUGGAGUUUCGAUGGAAUUGAUCGCUGGCUGAAGGAAGUUGAUGAGCAUGCACCAGGGAUACCCAAAGUAUUAGUUGGCAACCGCCUGCAUCUAGCAUUUAAAAGACAAGUAGCUGCUAAGCAAGCUGAGCUCUAUGCUUACCGGAAUAAUAUGGCUUGCUUUGAAAUUUCACCGUUAUGUGACUUUAAUAUUAGAGAAUCGUUUUGUGAAUUAGCACGAAUGGCAUUGCAUAGGAACGGUAUGGAAAGGAUUUGGAGAAGUAAUAAAGUGUUGACACUGCAGGAGCUUUGCUGUCGAACAAUAGUACGCCGUACAAGUGUUUACGCAAUCGAUUCAUUACCUCUGCCGCCAUCCGUCAAGUCCAACUUGAAGUCCUACGCAUUGACCUCGUCGCAAUGUUUCAAUACGCUAACAACACACAAGAAAAGCAAUCGCUGCAAGACGCCCACACAGAGCAGUAGUACGAGAAAUAGCUGUAGCAUAUCGUGAUUAUUCUCGCACAUUUCACUUCGGAGUAAGAACUUCAUUACGACGAAAGUGAAACGUUUCUAGAACUCUAUUCAAAUAUUAUGAAAAGACUACGCUAACCGCGACUGGCAGGUGGAAACAAUGUUAAUGUACUGAAUGUUGUCGUUUUUUGUAUAAUACAACACCAAACAACAACUGAAAAAUGGAGAGAAGAGAAACAAGACAUUGGAUGCGAUAUGAAAUGAAAACAAAAAUGAAAAUAGCUUUUAAAUUAUUUUUUCACAAAGAAAUACAUAUAUUGAUUACGAUACAAAGAUGAAAUGAUUUCUCUACUAUGUAAUGAUAAAUUAUUAUAAAAACGCUAGCACGUAAGGAAUAUAACAAGCAAGAAAACAUCAAAAAUUGAACGUAUAUAUUAUUACGACUAAGCAACAUGUUACAAAUAUUACAGAGAGAAGUGAGAUAAAUUUCUUUUUGACUUUUUAUUCGCACAUUUUUAUAUGAAAUGUAAGAAAAGCUAAAAGUAUUCUUCUAUACUCAAACGUUUACGCUCCACAAACACAACACCCAAGCAAUGGAUUCAAGACGAUAAAUUUUCUAGUGAGAAAGGCUUCUGUUAAUAUUAUUCACAAAAAUAUUAAUCACAAAGAACUACUUCACUGUAUUUCGGUAGAAUUUCAAUCUGCUCUUCUGCUGCAAAGCUUUCUGUGCCAUUCUGCGAAAAUGUUUAAUAAAUGCAUUAGUUGUUCUGGAUUUCCAGUAAACCAGUUUCGAAUAAUGGACCAAACACUACCCUCUCCCUUUCUUUGUUCCGAAACAGAGAGAAAAUAUCAAUAAUCGGUUUCAAUUCUCAUGAAAACUUGUUCAACUGAAUUCCUUCGAUUUCUCAGUUUUUAUAAAAACAUAAAACCAAAAUUUUCAAUGUAACUACCCUUCUUAAUUGGUGACUUUUUGUUAGAGUAUAAUUCCAGUCACUGCAAGAAAAUUGAAAGAAUUCCUUUUUUGUUAGAAAAUUUGAACACACUUUAUUGUGAAUUAUGAAUGAGUACAUGAAAUGAUAAAAAAUCUAUUUAAAAAAACGUGAAAAAAGUAAACUAUUAUUUAAUGUAAUUUAAAUAUAUCAAGUCAAAUUUUGAAUAAUUUUUAAUAUCGACAUAUUUGAGUAUAAUCGAUAUCUUGUGAUCUUAUUUUUACCGUUUUUUAUGUAAAUAAAGAGAAAAUAAAUUAACAUUUUUAAU